AUGGCGAUCAUUGCAAGAGAAAUUGGUGUAUUGUUGAUUCUUGCAGUGGUGUUUAGCCCAUUUUUGGUUAUUGGGCUGCAUGGUUUUGAGGAAAGCAAAGAUAAAAAUAUUAGUGGUAUUGCAGAGAGAAAAAAUAACUCAUCUAAUGAAGUUUUAGUUGAAAGCAAUAGUCUUAUGCAUGCUGGAAAUGGAGGAGCUGGAGGAGGAGGAGGAGGAGGAGAUAAUGGUGGCAGCAAUGGAGGUGGAAGUGGAAAAGGUGGCGGCAGCGGCAGCGGCGGUGGUAGUGGUAGUGGGGGUGGUAAUGGAAAUGGAAAAGAUAAAGGAAAGAACAAAGAACGUCAUAGAAAGAAAAAAGGAAAAGGAAAUGGUGGCGGCGGCGGUGGUGGAGGUAAUGGUGGCGGAGGCGGUGGAGGUGGUAAUGGUGGCGGAGGCGGUGGAGGUGGUAAUGGAGGCGGUGGCGGUGGAGGUGGUGGUAGCGGUGGAGGAGGUGGGGGUGGUGGAGGAAAAGGUGAAGGGCAUGGAUGGGGCGGAGGAAGUGGCGGUGGAGGAGGAGGAGGAGGUGAAUAUCGUGGCAUGUUUGCCAAGCAACAAGCCUGCUCGACGAGCAGACAUGUCUUUUUUCCUUUGUGCUCACCGAGCACAUAUGCAGAAGAAUUGUUGAGCACAAUUAUAAUUCAUUUCCUUGUAGUAGUUGCUAGCUGA
Molecule: messenger RNA, 702 nt
Organism: Mercurialis annua (annual mercury)
Lineage: Eukaryota; Viridiplantae; Streptophyta; Magnoliopsida; Malpighiales; Euphorbiaceae
Product: glycine-rich protein 5-like
Exons: 2
Coding region: 1-702 (233 amino acids)
Source: RefSeq, a predicted model, not a curated record